AAACGCCAACACCAUGCCCCCCACCCUCAAGCGCCCAAGCUGGACUCAGAAUGGCCUCCUCGUUUCCCCUCCUCCUCAUCUCCUCCCUCCUUAUCCUACUCCAGCGCUCAGCCUCCCAGCCCAUGACCCUCACCCUGGUCAACAACUGCCCCUUCACGAUCUGCCCCGCGAUCCAGCCCAACUCCGGCCACGUCCUCGAGCGCGGCGGCCUCUGCCUCCAGACCCUGACCCACAAGUCCUUCCCGCGCCCACCAGCCACUGUCGGCGGCCGCAUCUGGGCCGGCACCGCUGCACCCACACCGCACCCGCUCACCUGCGCCACGGGCGACUGCGGGUCCCGCCUCGAGUGCAACGGCCUGGGCGCUCCCCGCCCGCCACGUCUGGCGCAGAUCACCCUCCACCACGGCGCGGGCCACCCACUUCACGUCUACUCCGUCAGCCUCGUCGACGGUUCAAAGCCGAUGACGGUUACCCCCCACGAAGGCAAAGGUAACUGCCCGGUCGUCGGCUGCAGGGAGAACCUGCUCGCCACGUGCCCCGACGUCCUCCAGCUGAGGGGCCCACACGGCGUGAUUGGGUGUAAAAGUGGGUGCGAGGCGUUCGGGACGGACGAGCUCUGCUGCAGGAACAUGUAUAACAGCGCGAAGACGUGCAGGGCGUCGACUUAUUCCGAAUUUUUCAAGCACAAGUGUCCGGCGACUUUUACCUACGCGCACGAUAGCCCGAGCCUGACUCACGAGUGCGAGAGCCCGAAAGAGCUCAAGGUUAUAUUUUGUCACUGAUCGAGCUCAGGUUGGGGGUUAAUUGAGCUUUUGUGUGUUGGUGUGGUUGUUUGAUGGCUCAGAUGCAAACUUAAUUGUAAUGGCGAAUGCUUUGAUGGUGUUUAAUUAAUGUAGUUUUCCCUUCUAUUUUUCUUC
Messenger RNA from Asparagus officinalis (garden asparagus), 917 nucleotides. Its product is annotated as osmotin-like protein. Lineage: Eukaryota; Viridiplantae; Streptophyta; Magnoliopsida; Asparagales; Asparagaceae. Gene Ontology annotation, biological process: defense response. Gene Ontology annotation, cellular component: extracellular region. The record is from RefSeq and is a predicted model, not a curated record.